Molecule: messenger RNA, 570 nt
Organism: Chaetomium strumarium
Lineage: Eukaryota; Fungi; Ascomycota; Sordariomycetes; Sordariales; Chaetomiaceae
Exons: 1
Source: RefSeq, a predicted model, not a curated record
GAGCACCUACCGCAGGAGGGAACACCGACGAUGAUCGGCUUUGUCUCCCCACGGCCUUCCGCUUUGACUUUGCUUCUUUUGCUUUCCGGCCCCCUGCAUGCAGCCUGGGCUUAGCUCAACGGCCCGGGGAGGAGAGCCCCAAAGUCUGGGGAAGUUUUGAUUGCCGGACAACAACUGUGUAUCGGAAGUCCAGGACCUACACAAGCCUAUGCUCUCUGCCACUUACAUACGUACCAUGUUGGGGAUUGUAGUCUGGACCCUUCUCGAACUUCUCAUACCGCUUGCCGAGGAGAUACACCUAUGGAGGCAGAGAGGGAAUGGUAUGGGGGCGAAAGCCGAAGCCACUCUUUGCAUUUGCUUUUUCUUUGUUCGCCAUCGUGAACAUGACUCGCGGAUCAGAGUCCGGACCCAGCUGGCCCGGAGAGGACUUGUCCGGCCAGCGCCGAGGGCAAAGGAAACUUUUUUAUCCACUUAUGACAUGGAGAGGUCUAAUCACCUCCCAUGUCAUUCUCGGCCCAUUCAUACAUCAUACUGGGCGAAAGAUCGUGAACUAAGUCAUGCCCAACCGAG